AUGAGCACAAAGCAGUGCCCUCAGUGCGGUUCUGAUCUAAAGAAGUGCCUGAUACAGCAAAACUAUAGCCUAGUGAUGUGUCCACAAACUGAUUGUAGCUACCCCUUCAACGAUAGCGAAGUGACAGAGAAUAUUGUGUAUACGGAAGAUAAAGAAAUUCUGAAAGCCGCCAAGAGCCGGCUCAAAGAGGGGAAAGAGAAUAGGUAA
Lachancea fermentati is the source of this 207-nucleotide messenger RNA. The record is from the annotation of a GenBank genome assembly. NCBI's taxonomy places the organism in Eukaryota, Fungi, Ascomycota, Saccharomycetes, Saccharomycetales, Saccharomycetaceae.